This is a messenger RNA of Porites lobata, 1809 nucleotides long. Lineage: Eukaryota; Metazoa; Cnidaria; Anthozoa; Scleractinia; Poritidae. The record is from the annotation of a GenBank genome assembly.
AUGGACAAUACCAUCGCAAAUGAUGUCCUUGAAAGGUACAGGGAAAGCGGGAAAGUGUUUGUUCCUCGUAACUUCACUGGGACCACAAAUCCUGCAGGCUACACUCGUUUUGCUGUAGAUAACAUAGACAUAAACGAAGAAACACUUAAUGGCAUGGGCACAUUCCAUGCGACGCAGGUUGCCGCCUUUCGUCGCAAAGAGGAAGGAGAACCAGCAAUGGAUAUCGAACUGUCUCCUAAGUCAGAAAGGCGACUGGAUGUACAAGUGCCAUCGGAACUUCAUGAACUAAUCGAUUUGUCGUUGGACAACAAGAAACCAGAACCUGAACUACAGAAGACAGUAGUUUCUGAGUGGUACACACCUGACAGCAGUCUAAUUGAAGAGUCUUACAAGAAGGACCUAGCUUGGAACCUUGGUCGUUUACAUGAACAAAAACCUGAACUCCAGUCAAUACCAGGGUGGGCUGGUUUCAAACAGCUUUUGUCGACUGUAAAACCACAAGUCACAGUGGUGGGUCCACUUCCCAUUGUGAAUGCUCCAGCACAUGAAUUCGAGACUCUUUGGAAGGUGAUCUUAAGAUGCAAGGCAAUGACGCACCUCAGAAAUGGCAAGUUCACUGUUAUUACCAUGGACGAGGGCCUACACAACAAGGCAAAGAUGUUGCAAUGGGGAACGACAGAAGUGCUUAAGGAUGUCAUCCUUGUGCUUGGAGGUUUUCAUACGCAGAUGACUUUUUCAAAAGUCAUCGGGAAGUACUUACAGUCAUCGGGAAUGGCGGAGAUGUGGGCAGAGAGUGAGGUCUUUGGUGAGACAACAGCUGACAACAUCCUUAAAGGAGAGUUGUGGAAUCGAGUAAUACGUGCACACAAGCUAAGUUAUGAAGCACUGUGGAGGCUAUUGUGGCCCAUGUUAACGAAGUGGGCGAAAGACAGGGAUGACAAUGAAUGCAACACUCUCGUGAAUCUGUCGGAAACAUUGGCCACUAAGUUUACGACUGGGAACGACGAUGAUUCAUUAGUAGAUGCCCUGACUAGCAGUGAGCUUGUUGAUGAAGUUGGACAAGCUGCACAUAUCAUCAAAGCUUUUGAUGCCGCACAUCACGACAACCCUUCGUUCUGUUACUGGAGACAAUACAUGAAACUGGUCACCAUCUUACUGAGGUUUACGCGUGCGAUCCGGGAAGGGAAGUGGGAUCUGUAUCUCUCUUCGUUCUCCGAAAUGCUACCCUAUUUUGCGGCUUUCGACCACUCGAAUUACACAAGAUGGGGCGUCAUAUUUCUUGCAGACAUGAAGAUGCUUCCGCAGACUGCUCCUGAGAUCCAGCAGGCAUUUGAGAGUGGCGACUUUGUCACAAAGGAGACAACCAGCACCUUCAAUCAAAUUCCCGACGACCAAGCACUAGAGCAUGUAAACAAAUCUGGAAAGGUAGCUGGAGGCCUUGCUGGAAUAACAACGACAGACUCGGCUCGAGAUCGCUGGUGUCUUACCUACAAUGAGCGCGCCAAGCUGUCAGAAGACACCAAAGAGAUGUUUAACGUCUUAGAAAAAGAAUGCACUAGCGCCAAAGAUCUGGGAAAAGCCAGAAUGCGACAAGAUGCAGAGGAUGUAGCUAAGCUGGAGGCGCAGUUUACGAAAUACGAGGUCUUCCGAUGUACGUCUGACUUAGUUGUAGUUACCACUAGAGAUGUGGCAAGUAACGCCAUUAAACAAGAUCUACUUGGCAUUGAGGAAAUUGGUAAGAAAGUCAUCAAAGAGUUCGUUGAAACCAGGCUAAUCAAGAAAGAAAUAAAGUUCCAUGACACUCUAUAG